Messenger RNA from Aspergillus nidulans FGSC A4, 2253 nucleotides. Its product is annotated as protein fscA. The coding region runs from base 1 to 2253 and encodes 750 amino acids. The transcript has a single exon. NCBI's taxonomy places the organism in Eukaryota, Fungi, Ascomycota, Eurotiomycetes, Eurotiales, Aspergillaceae. The record is from RefSeq and is a predicted model, not a curated record.
AUGGAGAGUCAUACUUCAGAGAUGGCCAGCCAGGACUCUCCGCUGCGCCGAAAAUUCUCCGAACCUCUACACACGAAGUCUGACUCCACCAAAACAACACCAUCCCCAGCACCAGAUGCUUCAAUAUGUGCAAAGUGUGGAGAACAUAUUGAGUCAUCCGCUGACAUGUCUCUUGAUGCCGCCAUUAAACGGCAUAUGGACUAUAAACACCUUACCGCCAAAGAUAUGGCUCCAUAUAAGAAUCAUGAAAAUGGUAUAGAUUAUGAGAGCCAAACAUACGAUGGCGACGAGGAUGACGAGCAGGUCGAAAAUGGAGACCUGGUUGUUGACCAAGCCAAUGGCUCACCCCGUUCAGCGGACUACAAUGAUGGCAAUGUCGAAGUUGCCGAAGAGGAACUAGCGGAAGCAACCGAGACCUACAUUGGAAAAAAGCGUGCUACGCUUGAUUCAGACCGUGCCGGAGUUAAUGGUGAUGGCGAGGUGCCCGAGGGCGAGUCUGACGUUGCUCUCUCCAACCAACUCCACGAGUUCUCUCGCGAUGAGUAUUCUGCAUCUAUCGAGAAGCGCCUUCACAAUUUAUGGAAUAUACAUGAUGUUCGUGAGUUCACCAAAGACUAUGAAGAGAACACAAGUGAAAUGAACGAGACCUGGGCGACUGUAUUCCAUGAAGCAAAGAGUGCCAAGAAACGCAAUGCUCCAGAAUUUCUCCAGCGACCGGAUCCCUACAAGGCGACAAAGGUUGGACGCGGCGAGUUCCUUGAGAUGGCACCACUUGAGGAUUUCUUGUCUCAACUACGCGAUCCCGAAUUGCGCACCAGUGAUGAGCUUUAUGCUAUCACUGAGAAUGUCGCUUAUGCCUUGAAAGUGUGGCAGGAUGAAUUUUUGGCGAUCGACAAGCUACAGAAGCUGGCUACUAGGCACAAUCUUAAGGUCACGAGCGAUCCUCGAAAACUUGAGCGGCCUCAAGUAUUUGAGGACAAGAAGGAAGCAAUGCUUUACGGCUACAAGUACGACCCGAAAGAAGACAAAGUCGGCCAUCAGAACCCCUUUUUACAGGGUGGCUUUAAACCAACCCCUGCCCAGUACCGGAAGAUGCUUCAGAAAGCUGGCCCGAACAACCCCAAUCCUGAUGGUUGGCGAAUCAUCUCUAAAUUCGGAGUUGACCAUGUUCCCAAGUUCCAAAACCCCCCACGCGAAGAUGGAAUUGCAAAGGCUACUCGGAAACGCAAGGCUGCUGAACUUGAAGCGGCUAGUCGAGCCAACGAGUCUGAUGAAGCUGCAGUUGCCGAAACUGCUACGCCCGCUGAGCCCGACCAAGAUUCCGCAAAACGCCGUUCCCGCAACCGUCGCCAAGGUGACGAACCAAAUGCCGAGAAUGGACGGAGCUCCACCCCACGAGGUCGGGGUGGUCGACCUCGCGGAAGGGGUGCAGCUCGUGGAGGUUCGCGUGCUGCUUCAGAGGCCCCGCUGGCGCCAGCCCCUGCAGCCGGAAACCCGGCUGGCUCAACACCUGUAUCAGAGGGCUUAACACAAGCACGAACAGGGGUCUCACAGUUGGUGCCAAUUGAACCGGCGCCGAACGGAGGCCCGGCGACUGCACCUGAUGCGAAGCCACCAGCAGGAGGUGCGCAAGGUGUGCUUGAUGCAGCUGAGGAAGCGCGACGACAGAAAAUAGCAAACUCGAAGAAUCCAAAACGCACAGAAGCUAUGCUUAACCACUGGGCUCGCUUCAACCGAGAAGGACGGGUCCGUAACCCGAAACGAUCCAAGGCUCAAAUUGAAGCCGAUAGAGCUGCAGACGCCGCGAGGAAAGCAUCAGAGGGCGCGAAGCUCGGGAUCAAGCAGAAGAAGAAAUCAGCCAGCCCUGCUCUCCCCAACCCUCCACGAGUCGACGCCGGCCUUGCCCCUGCACCGCCGCAGCCAAUGCAGUUGGCUCCCCCGCCCCAGUUGGCCCCAGGACCUCUUCCUCACCCUCACUCUCAUCCUCCUCCUCACCCCCACCCUCACUCUCAUACUCAUACGCAUACAUCGCAGCUGCCAUCGCAGCUACCGCCGCUUGCUGCACCACGUGGUUUGGCACCAUAUCCGCCUCCGCAUCUAGAUCCCCGACCUAUGCCGCCGUUUCCUCUUGCUCGUGGACCUGGUCCUCUCCAUCAACCGCCACCGCAGCCCUAUCGCACGCCAUACCCCGAUUAUUUCAAUAGUCCUUAUGGACCACCCCCGCUGCCUCCUCCUGGUCACCCGCGACCUUGA